AUCCUCUGCCACGCGACUGACACGGCUGCCAAUUCCAUGCUCCCGCUGAUAAGCACGGCGGCGAUCAGCUCGCCACGUCACCGCCUCAUCCCCACUCCAACUGGUCCACGCAAGCGAUCCGACGUAGAAGGAACAUCCAAAUCUUACUACCCGCUCACAGUCCUCCACGUGUCACCAUCCCAACGGGUCUCACACGUAUGUAAGUCUUUUUCCCCGGCCUUCUUCCCGUCUAUAAAUUCCACCUCGCGUCCGCCGCUGCCCUGGCCGGCCGCCGUGAAGAGAGACAGACGGACGACGGAGGAAGAGACGACCCAGAUGGGGAAAGCCAACGGAGGAGCUGAGUUUAAGCUCGUCGGGUACAAGAACUUCGUCCGGGUCAACCCGCGCUCGGACCGGUUUCGGGUGGUACGUUUCCACCACGUGGAAUUCUGGUGCGCCGACGCCACCAACGCCGCCCGCCGCUUGUCCUGGGGCCUUGGCAUGCCCAUCGUGGCCAAGUCCGACCUGUCCACUGGCAACCCCGUCCACGCAUCCUACCUCUGCCGCUCCGGCGACCUCUCCUUCCUCUUCACCGCCCCCUACUCCCCCUCCAUCUCCGCCUCCGACCCCGCCCCCGCCGCCUCCAUCCCGUCCUUCUCCCACCACGCCUGCCGCGAGUUCGCCGCCACCCACGGGUUCGCGGUCCGUGCCGUCGCCCUGGAGGUCGAGGACGCCGAGGUGGCGUUUGGAAGCAGCGUGGCCCACGGUGCGAAGCCUGUGUCCCCGCCCGUGGUUCUCGAUGGGCGCGCCGUGAUGGCGGAGGUCCACCUGUACGGGGACGUCGUUCUGAGGUACAUCAGCUACAAGAACCCGGAGCAGGAAUCCGACCCAUCUCGGCCGGAUUCAUGGUUCCUGCCCUGGUUCGAGCCGGUCGACGGCUCCUCAUCCUACCCUUUGGAUUACGGGAUUAGGAGGCUCGACCACGCGGUCGGCAACGUGCCCGAGCUCGGCCCUGCGUCGAGCUACGUGAAGCAGUUCACUGGGUUUCACGAGUUUGCGGAGUUCACUGCUGAGGAUGUGGGGACUACUGAGAGUGGCCUGAACUCGGUCGUCUUGGCCAACAAUGAUGAAACAGUCCUCUUGCCGAUGAAUGAGCCCGUAUUUGGGACCAAGCGGAAGAGUCAGAUACAGACCUACUUAGAGCACAAUGAAGGGGCGGGGCUGCAGCACUUGGCCCUCGUGAGCGAGGACAUCUUUAGGACUCUGAGGGAGAUGAGGAAGAGAAGUGGGGUCGGAGGAUUCGAGUUCAUGCCGUCUCCCCCUCCGACUUAUUAUAAGAAUCUGAAGAACCGGGCAGGGGAUGUUCUGUCGGACGAGCAGAUAAAGGAGUGCGAGGAGCUCGGGAUUUUGGUGGAUAGGGAUGAUCAGGGCACUCUACUGCAGAUCUUCACCAAGCCGGUUGGCGAUCGACCAACCAUAUUCAUAGAGAUCAUCCAAAGGAUUGGAUGCAUGCUCAAGGAUGACCAAGGAAAGGAGUACCAGAAGGGAGGAUGCGGUGGGUUCGGGAAGGGGAACUUUUCGGAGCUCUUCAAGUCCAUUGAAGAGUACGAGAAGACCCUCGAAAGCAGGCGAGUCACAGAAUCAGCCUCUGCAUGAACUGAGCAUCUGGUAGCAGAAGGGCCAGGCACGAUGUUUAAUAUUAAUUUGCAAGUAAAACGGAGGUGGAUAAUGUUCAAUAAUCUUCGAAAGAUGAAGCAGCAAUCACAGACAAUCUGAACAACGGCAGGCAUAAUGGUCGGGAAAAUAAAAUAGUGGAAGUCUUAAGUGCCGAUUCGACCAGCCAGGGGUCGCAACUAGCACAGCAUCUAACAAAGCAAUCAGUGAUGCAAACACGAUAUUUGAUCAUCCAAAUCAUACCAAUGCAAGGCAGCAAGAAUAAUUGCAGAUUACAGCAACUUCAAUUGUAAUCACAAUCCUAUUUUAAAUGAAAUUAUCCCGAUUCAUUGCAA
Molecule: messenger RNA, 1988 nt
Organism: Punica granatum (pomegranate)
Lineage: Eukaryota; Viridiplantae; Streptophyta; Magnoliopsida; Myrtales; Lythraceae
Source: RefSeq, a predicted model, not a curated record